This is a messenger RNA of Cavenderia fasciculata, 828 nucleotides long. RefSeq lists its product as uncharacterized. The record is from RefSeq and is a predicted model, not a curated record. Bases 1 to 828 code for a protein of 275 amino acids. The transcript has 3 exons. Lineage: Eukaryota; Evosea; Eumycetozoa; Acytosteliales; Cavenderiaceae.
AUGAUUUAUAAAUGUUUUAAUAAACUAUCAAUAAAUAGUAUCCAUGUAUCUAUGGAACAAUCUCAACAAUCAUCAAUAUUGUUACAUACAUCUUCAGCGUCAACGAUGAACCAUACCAGUAGUUUAAGUAGCCAAGACAACCAAGCAUUCUAUAGAUGGUGGACUCGUUUCUGGGAUGAGAUAAGAGAUAUUAUAUUAGUCAUGAAUCACGUCAAAGUUAAACAAGAUGGUUUAGAAUCACAAUUCUUUAGUAGAAAGUUCCCACAUGAAUUAUACAAUGUGAUGCAACCAAAUGAGUUUGACUCUAUUAUCGGUAGAAUCAAUGCUGCUAGUGCAACCAUUAAGAAAUCAAAAUUACUGUUUAUCUCUAUCCCAGCUGUCAUUCUCGGGUUCAUUCUUUUCAUUGUCGCCUUUGUCGCCAAGAGCACUGUUGCCGGUGUGUUUGGUGGUAUCUUCUUUGUCGGUGGUGCCAUCUUUACCGGUGUCUUGAUGUUUAUCCAUGCUCGUGAAGUCCACAAGGCCAUCGAUGGUAUCCUCGCACAAACCAACAUGGAACUCGAGAACCGUCGUAUCAGUCUCCGUCUCGACUACAAGCAAUCCAAGAAGCACUUCCACAAGGACGCCAACGGAAAGAGAGGUCAUGCCAUCACCAAGUCAUUCAUCGUCAUUGAGUUCCCUGCUCCAGCCUCUCCCUACAUGGGACAACCACCACAAUCGAUGCCAUACAUGCAACCACCAGGUGGCAUUCCAAUGUUUACUCCACAACAACUCCAACCACAACAACCAAUGAAUUAUCCACCACCUCCAAAUCAACAACCAUUCUUUUAA